Penicillium brasilianum is the source of this 1035-nucleotide messenger RNA. The record is from the annotation of a GenBank genome assembly. NCBI's taxonomy places the organism in Eukaryota, Fungi, Ascomycota, Eurotiomycetes, Eurotiales, Aspergillaceae.
AUGGUUCCGAAGAAUCAAUUGUCGCCCUGGAAGGGUGUUGUGUCUGGAACAACUGCCGCUAUUCUUGCCAAUGUCCUUGUAUACCCGUUGGAUGUAGUCAAAACACGACUACAGGUUCAAGUUCACCAGCACCGAACCAAGCAUGGAGACGAGGCAGCCGAUCACAGUAGAAUGCAAGACGCGCAGUAUACGGGUGCAGUCGAUGCGGUCCGGAAGAUAUUGCAACAAGAUGGUAUUUCUGGCUUAUACAGUGGACUUGAGAGCUCCAUUGCUGGCACGGCUUCCAUGAACUUCGCAUACUUCUACUGGUCUGCCGCCGCUCGAACUGUGUAUCAACAUGCCCUUCGAUAUCACGGCAUCGAGGACUUCAAUAGCAUCAUCAAAGAGUUUGGCCUUGGGGCCGUCGGUGGAGCUCUGGCGCAAUUAUGCACGACUCCCAUUUCAGUGAUAGCUACGAGGCAACAAACACGCAAGGCAUGUGAUGGGCAACAGUCCAUGUGGGAGACUAUGAUGGAGAUUGUCUCCAGCGAGGAUGGGUGGACCGGCUUAUGGAGAGGAUUAAAGGUCAACCUCAUACUUGUGAUCAAUCCCAUGAUCACUUAUGGCGUUUACCAGUGGUUGAGGGGUGGUCUUGUCGGCUUAAAGAAGCAUGUUGGAUCUCUAGAUGCUUUCUUGCUCGGUGCCCUUUCAAAAGUUCUGGCAACCAUUGCCACGCAUCCUCUCAUCGUAGCGAAGACUAUGUUGCAAUCAAAACCCCCACCGCAGCGCCGUGGUAGACCAUUUCGGGGCUUCACCGAAGUCCUGGUCUAUAUUGUGAAGCAUGAGGGAGUCCUCCGGCUAUAUAAAGGUCUAAUCCCACAGAUAGUCAAGGGAUUCGUUGUCCAAGGUCUUAUGAUGAUGUUGAAAGAAAGGUCAGUCUUUUCAUUCCGUAUCUCUAUAUCAUGCUCUAUUGACGCACAGAGGCAGGACCGAAACCCUUAUGCUGAUGCUACUUUCGCUUCAUCAACAGCAUUUGUACCGGAAAUUGGCUCUUAA